AGUCAAUGUGAAAUAGACGCAACUGAUGCAGGAAAUGGCGCGGGCAGAAUUCUGGCUAUGAGGAUGUGUGUCUGAUUGGUUGGGACGCGGGAGACGGGAGUGCAGGUGCUCGAGGGUGCAUAGUGUGGCAAGGAAAUAAAGCAGUCUGCCUUUACUCAUUUUAGAUCUGCAGGGAGGUGUCUGACCUGAGCAGGCUGCGCGUGACCUUGCUGUCGCCAUGACUGACCCGUUCUUCGGCCUGGAGCUGACUCACUAUGCGCAUAAAUCCGACCUGCGGACCCCGGCGGACGCCGCCCUGCUGUUCGUCCACUGGACACUGGCCUCGUCCGGACUUCAGGCCGAGCAUCCGGCCCCGGACACCUCCAAUCAGAGCCCCAGCUCGGAGCGGCUGCCAGACAAUUGGAGCAGCCAGGACGGCAUCUACGAGCUCACCUACGUUGGCCGCGACCGCUCCCGCUACCUGAUGAAGGCACUGGUGGUGGAGGGCCAGCUGAUCGUCAACAUGAGUAAGAUAGACAGCGACAUCACGGCUGUGUUCAACAAGCCCAUCGCGGAGAUGGCAGGAGAUGACCUGCAAGAUUACGUCUCUGUCUUCAAAGACAUCAAGAACAUCAAGGAUGAGGUGGUGAAGAGUCUGGUGGAGGCGAUGGCGCCGGGCUUCCGCAGCCAGCGGCCGGCCGACGCGGCCCUGGCGCCGACCGGCUCCGCUGCCCGCGAUCGGCAGAGCCGCGAGCCGGCCGCCGACCCUCUGAGGGUGCCCGGCUACGGCAGGGUGGCCGGACAGACCGGGCCGCUGGCGGUGGGCGGGGCCGACCUGGACCCGCUGGGCCGCGGCAUCGGCGGCGGUAUGCUCAUGGACCCCCGCCGGCCGCCCGUCAGCAACCUGCCGCCUGGUGUCCCGCCCGGCGCCCGGUUCGACCCGUUCGGCCCGCCUGGGCUGGGGCCGCGGCCGAGGGGCGGACCCGGACCGCGCGUGCCCGGCGAGCCCGACCCGGACCACCUGCGGAUGCCCGGCUACGACAACAUGUUCAUGUAAACCGGCACGGCCCGUCGGCAAGGCUCGAAUGCGGCAAGGCGUUGGAUCGGAAGACCCCGGAUCACUUGCGUUCUCCAAUAUUGACAUAUCAGUCACCCGGGCGAGACUGCCGGGGCAUGCUUGGCUGCGAGGCGGCGUUGGUGGCUGCGUUAGCCGCCUUUUAACGAGGCUGUUACUGGAUGACAGCCGUGAUCUGUGAGAAUCGCUGAGCAGUCGCACGCGUUUCAGCAAGAGCAGCGUGACGUUUGCUGUGCUGCUCAGCCGUGUGUGCUGUUCUGUUUAGCCGGCCGCAACGCAUGGCUGGCUAGCCGCGGCCUGGGUGUCUGCUGCGGAUCAUGCUGUGAACAUGCGUUUCUCCGCUGCAACCAAGGACAUUUAAACUGGAAUUCCCAGCUGUUCGUGUGCCGAGGGGUGUGACCCAGCAGGUGGCGUGAGCUCUGAACGAGGCUAGAGGUGGUGGCUAGCUGAACACCAGCCACUGACAAGAGUGGGACGCGGCGGCGGGCAGCCUCGUGACCCGCGACCCGAACGUCUGCACUCCGUGUACUCGACUCCGUAACUAUCUGUAACUGUCCGUGGCUACCUGUGACUUUGUGGCUAGGCGCCGUGACCAUGUACCGGUCGCACCCUUCGUGCUGUGAUCACCGCUGCCGUUUGCGCUUGCACUUGCGUGAGCUCAGAUAGCCCACACCCCCGCUUGCGUCGUGCCGGCGCCCACGGCCUAAGAAGCCGUCGGGUGCAGCGUGUUUGCAUCGGUUUCGCCCACCCUUGGCGCCUGUGGGCGACCACGCCGUUCCAAGACGCUUGCACCCGACACUGAUGACUCAGCGGUUUGGGCGAGCGCCGCGUACCGGAGGUGGCCGGCGACAGACAGUGAUUCAGCUGUGAUCCGAUCCCGCCAGUUGUCGUAACAUCCGUGUUCGCGUGCAGUGCCGUGCCGACUCUUACUCGCUCCGGGGCGGCGACGGCCGCGGCUGCACGCGGCGUCUGGCGACCGCGGCACGUCGCGGCGAGUGGUGAUCGUGAGCCCGUCUGACGUCGCUGAUGCGUAGUUCAACGGGCGGCCGCAAUAAAAAGGAGCUGAUG
Messenger RNA from Pollicipes pollicipes, 2122 nucleotides. It is a transcript of the gene PI31, whose product is annotated as Proteasome inhibitor 31 kDa. Gene Ontology annotation, biological process: proteasome-mediated ubiquitin-dependent protein catabolic process. The transcript is spliced from 7 exons. Lineage: Eukaryota; Metazoa; Arthropoda; Thecostraca; Pollicipedomorpha; Pollicipedidae. The record is from RefSeq and is a predicted model, not a curated record. Gene Ontology annotation, molecular function: endopeptidase inhibitor activity; proteasome binding. Bases 218 to 1036 code for a protein of 272 amino acids.